ACUGCGAUACCGUACAGUUGGUGAUAGAUUUCGUAAAAAGAAGCUUCAUUUCACAUCGUGUGUGUGUUUUAUGACGGGAAACUUGUAAGGUAAACCGGACAAACAGUGGUGUAAACCGUUCUCGCCGGAAGCCGAGAGAAGUGUUUGGUUGUGGUUUUUCCGGCCACGAAAUGUGUGAUCCAUGGCCAGCCGUGCUGAGUGCACCGUCGACUUCACAUUCGCUACUGCCACCACCAACCGAGAAUGAUCAUCUGUUCGAGGAGCUGGUGGAGAACAUCGUCUAUGUGGGCAACCUGCCGAAAGAAACGGUGCUGACUGAUCUGAUAGAACUGUUCAAGUACGCCGGACGCAUUGAGCGCGUCGCCUGGUACGGGGAGCACCGUACCGAUAUCAACACGAAGGUUGCCUUCAUCCGCUUUCGACACGCGCGCCACGCGAAGGAAGCCGCGAAAUGGGAUCGAGUGCGCUAUCACGACUCCGUGCUGAUCGUGAUGCAGAUAUUAAAGGAUCAGUUGUUCGACAUGAGCGUAUCGAUAAUAGUGCGAAACAUCCGCGAUGAUACAACCGACUGGCAGCUGUACGAAGCGUUUCGUAGGUUCGGCAAAAUAUACGGCAUUCUGAUACCUACCCAUGGUACUGCCUACGUCGGAUUCUACUACGAGGAGGAAACGCAACGUGCCCUCGAGAUGGACAACAACAUGUUCAAUGGCAACCGGAUGCGGGUGGCAAUGCUGCGACGGAAUCUAUCCCUGCAACAGAUCGACAUACACGACACGGCCAAAAACGAGGUACGGCUGUUGCGUGAUAUGCUGCUCGAGGUGGACGAAAAGCUCGAACAGUUCUACACCGCGUACGACGAUGCGUUUAACUACUCGUCCAAAGAAUACCGCAAAUGGAAGCGGAAGCGGCGCCGCGUGACGCCCUUGCUGAGCGAAUCGAGCUCCUCGUCGGAGAGCAGCUCGUCCUCUGUGUCGGUCAUAUCGAACCGGAGCGCCACCGAGGUGAAGCGCAUCAUGUGCGGCUCGAACGAGGAAAACCGCUGUCUGGGCAUCUUCGGCAUGAGCCCGGAAACGACGGAGAAAAAGCUGAUGAAGCUGUUCUCGCGCUACGGUCAGGUGAAGGACAUCAAGCUCAUCUACGACGGUAAGACGAACGUGUCGCGUGGUUACUCGUUCAUCUACUUCAAGCACGCGAGCGACGCCCGGCGGGCGCAGCGCAAACUCAAUGGCACCAUGCUUGAUGGACGCAAGGUGCGCGUCGAUUUCAGUCGCAGCAAGCCACACGAGGCCCGUGCCGAUCGCCGCAAACGUUCCCCGCCUCCCGCUGCCUCGACCAGCGUCGACCACGAACGGUGCUGCCACCAUGGCCGGGGAACGCACCACAAGAAGCGCAAGAAGCGACGCGUGUGCUACUCAUCAUCCGACUCCGAGUAGCAGUAGUAGGCCAUGGGCUGGAGUGUCGUGCACGGAUCAACAAACACACACACACCCACACACUCGAAACUAAGGUGUUUUCUUCGACUUUUUAACCUUUCAUUUCAUCAGGACACUAUGAUCGCCUACGAACGACAGUUUAAAUUUGCUCACGGCGGCAGUUUCGUCAAGUUUUUUAUUUACCUUUUUUCCCUUAAUUUUAGGAACCAUCUUGUUUAAACGUGGAUUGCCUUCGCGAAUGGCCUAACGCCUCCCGCAGCCGGGAGUGAUUGUGCGCUAUCAACUUUCGCAUUGAAUUCAACUUCCAAAAAAACCCCUUACCUGCGCGCACCAGUCGCAGCAGUCAAUCCAACAACUCAAUUAAAGCACCAUCGAAAGUAAACGCAAUCCAAAGCGACAUGUUCUAAUAAGGAAACAAACAUCAAUCAAAACUGGAAACAAAAACAUAAUGAUACCGAUUGAAGUUGUCCCGUAAAUUUACAUUUAUCUUUAUUCAUCGUUUAUUCGUUGUGCCGGACAGUUCGUUCGUGUUGGUUUUACUAUCUCUUUUCCCGCGUUCGAUACGUUUUACAUCGUCUCAGCUGUAUAUAAACUUAAGAAGCUAUGGAAAAAUAGCUAAGGAUAAAAAUAAACCGAAUUGCCGGAAAGGAUUGAGGAGCUAUACACACAGGAACGUAUAUUUUUUUUUUGUAAUGAAACAUGUAGCCAGGACAAAGUGACGUUGGUAGGAUCUAUAUGUACACACACGCGCAGAAAGGCAUGACAGUGGACGGCCAGUUUGAGCGCGAAAAAACUAAUCCCGAAACGAGAGGAGUGUACAGUUUACCCCUUCGUCGGGAAAAUUUUGCGUGCCGUACGCUUUAGGGAAAGUGUGUGCUGUAGAGGGCUGAACAAAAAAAGAAAAUGAAAAAAAAAAACACAAACACACACACAUACACACAUGUGAUGAAAGGUAGCAUCGCCACGUCUCGUUGCAAA
Molecule: messenger RNA, 2411 nt
Organism: Anopheles coustani
Lineage: Eukaryota; Metazoa; Arthropoda; Insecta; Diptera; Culicidae
Exons: 2
Coding region: 171-1433 (420 amino acids)
Molecular function (GO): RNA binding
Source: RefSeq, a predicted model, not a curated record